Messenger RNA from Manduca sexta (tobacco hornworm), 3565 nucleotides. RefSeq names its product zinc finger CCCH domain-containing protein 13-like. The transcript has 9 exons. Gene Ontology annotation, cellular component: RNA N6-methyladenosine methyltransferase complex. Lineage: Eukaryota; Metazoa; Arthropoda; Insecta; Lepidoptera; Sphingidae. The record is from RefSeq and is a predicted model, not a curated record. Gene Ontology annotation, molecular function: metal ion binding. Bases 109 to 3171 code for a protein of 1020 amino acids.
UUUGCUUUUGAAAAAGAUAAACAAAAAUGGCGAUAUGAAUAGCGCCGGUGGGAAUGUGAUUUUUUAAUUGUUUUCACUUGAAUGUAAAACAAAUGUUUUUCAUUUAUAAUGUCAAAGCAAGGUAAAAGAAAAAUCACUGUCGAGCUACCGAAAUCAAAAGAUUUAGCCAACAGACCUAGUGUAUUUGACCGCCUCGGCACUAAGAAAUCUUCUAGUGUUAAAAAAACAACUGAACAUUGUAGACAGUGGGCUCAACACGGCAGUUGUGCUUAUGGCAAAAGCUGCAAGUUUGCCGCUACCCAUACAUUGAUCAGCCCGUCAAAGCAACGCGCAACUAACAAAGAAAGCGAGCAAAAACGCAUAAUCAAAGACGAUGGCAAGAACAGAUUACACUCGACUGUAGUCGUGCGGUCGGGUCGCAGUCCCGACGGUGAGAUUGACAACUGGGAUCAAAAUGACUUAGAGUAUGCAGACACGGACGUACUCGAAAAACGCAGACAACAACUACAACGGGAAUUAGAGCUGCAGAUGAAAAUGGAUUCAAGUAAAGACAUACGCAAAGAUAAAAAGAAAGCUGUGUCCAGUACGUCGUCAUCGAGAAGUUCCAGCUCAUCAAGUGUUUCAUCGUCGUCUUCGGAUGGUAGCUCUUCUUCUUCGUCUUCUGGAAGGGAAGCUAGACGGAAAGGUAAGAAAGGUAAACUGAAAAGAAAUUCGAGUUCUUCAUCCGAUGGUGAAGUGCCUUCUAAAAAGAAAUUUACAAAAAGUGAUGCAUUGAAAAGAGAAAAAAGUGAAGCAAGGAAAGGUAAUGUAAAGAAAGAUGAUAGACUCAUUAAGAAACAUGAUAGUGCCAAAAAGAAAUCAGUUUCUAAAACACCCAUUGGAAAGAAAUCACUUUCUCCAGGUAAAAAAUCCGGUGGUACACCACCUAUAACAUCAAAGAGUUUGGCAAAAACUACAUCUAAGCACAGUAAAUCCCCACAAAGAAGAGAAAGAAAUCGAAGUGCUUCACCUCAUUCAGUUAGAGAAAGGGACAAAGACAGGGACCGUAAUAAAGAUAAAGAGCGAGAUAAAGAAAAAGAAAAGGACAGAGAAAAAGAAAGAAACCGAGCCAGAAGCCGAACACCACGGAAAGGUAGAUCUAGAUCCCCUCGGCAACAUCUUAAAGAUCCCAGGAAAAAAGAAAGUUCAGAAAGAAGUAGACCAGUAUCUCCAAAAAAGCAAGCAAGACGAGAUGGCAGCUCAGACAGGCAUCGUAAAAGAUCUACUAGCCGAGAUAGGGAUAGAGGUCGUGAUCAUAAAGAUAGGUCUAUAGAAAGAAGAAAAGAUAAGCAUGACGACAAGGAUAGACAUGAAAGAAAAGAUAGGGGUCGGGACAGAAAAGAUAUUAAACGAGAUGAUAGUAAGAGAAGGGGUCGAGAUCGUGGCCUGGGUGGUAGAAGUGGUUCCGAUAAAGGCUUAGAGAAACCAAAUAAACCUAUGGAGCGUCUUCUUCCUAGGCCAGAAGAAAGACUUGCAGCCCUAGCAGCAAUAUCAAAUAGGGCACUAGAAACAGAUAAGAAUUCAUCUACUUCUAAAGACAGGCAAGAUACACAUUCUGAAAGAGGUACUCGUAAACAAGAUCGUAUUGAAAGAGACCGAUCUAGUAAAAGAGAUAGAAUGGAGAGCAUUGAUAGAGAGCAAGGAGACUAUGAAAUGGGAAUGGAUCGUCAGUAUGAUAAUGACCACAGUAUUGAUCAUUAUGACAGAGUAGAUGAUCGGUAUGAUGGGGUACCACGGGAUGAUGAGAGAUCACCAGGCUAUGGAGUACAGGGAAGAGAAAGACAUUAUGAGGCAGGUUAUGACAUGCCAGGGCCAUCAAGAGGUUACCCUGAAGAUGAUGACAGGAUGUAUGGUGAACAUGUGGGUGAUCAUCGAGGUGUAGAUAUGGGCUAUGAUGAUCGUCGUCCACACAGAGAUCACUCUUGGGAGGGCCGCUCAGGAUCGAUAGACCGUGAAAGAGCAUACAUGCAUCGUAAGGAAUGGGAGAAUGAAGAAUAUAGAUCUGCUGGCGAAUGGGGUCGAGAACGACAUUGGUCUAUGCAUGAGUCACAGAUGAAUGAAUGGGGUGAUAAAGAUCCCGAAAUAGAUGCUUGGCAUCACAGAGGGCAUGGCAACCCACAUCGUGGUCGAAUGCAUGAUGACUAUGGCAGAGGUGUGAGAAUGGACAUGAGCAGAGGUGACGGCAAAAGGCGCGGCAGAAACGAAUUAGAACCUAGUGCCAAGGAAACACCGCCUCCAGUGCAGGCAGCUUCCAUACCAAGUCGUCAAGAUAUUGAUAUUGACGAUAAACCUAUACCUGAUGAUCUCAGUGAAAUAAGUGACGAUCCCGAUGAUAUCCUUAACAGAGAAGACAUGGCUGACCAGAAUGCGGAUGAUGACAGUCAGAGUGCAUUACCUGCUGAUGAAGGUGCAUCCAAGCCAGAUGGGUCUGAGAAGGAAUCCACCCAGGAUACUAGUGGUGCAGGCGAGGAAAAGGAGUCGCAAGAUGUUAAAGAUGACGAAGAUGUUACUAAUUUAGAUUUUGAAGAAAUAUCUGAUGGUGAGCUUGAAGAAGAACGCACAAGAGCUGGAUUGGGUGAUGCUUUGGGAGUUGAUUGGGCUAGUUUGGUAGCCGAUGUCCGUCGUCGAGAGCAAACAACAUCGUCUGGUGGCGCUCGAGAUCGCUGGAGACCUGAAAGAGUUCUGGCACGCCUCGGUCUCUCUAUACAUAUGGCUGGCAAAGAUAUAGUUGAAAGUAUUAUGCAUAAAAAUGCAGAAUCUCUUUAUGAGGAAACUAAAUCCCAGGAAAAAAACUCUGAUGAUGCUGAACAAAAUAAUACAGCUGACCAAAAUGGUAGCCAUGAGGACGAAACUAUUAAGGCUAAAAUUAAUGUGUCACAAGAUGUGGACAUAUUGCAUCCAGUUGCUUCUAUCCAGGUUGCCAUGCAAAAACGGAAACGUCAAAGAGCUGUCCUAUUUGGGUCUGGUUGUGAAAUUACUCGGGGCCUGAGUGCUAGACGCGAUUUAGCUUUAAGGAGAUAUCUUUGUCACCUUCCAGCAUCAGAAAGAACUGGUCCAUCGCGUGUGACACCGCAACCUUCACUGUUUCAUGCGGCUCAAGCUUUACUCAUGCAAGCUCCAGUGUCAGGCUGACAAAAACUAUAAAUUAUGCAAUUUCAAAGAACUAUUACAAAAUUAUUGAAGUGUAAUAUAAUAAUAGGAAUUUUAAUGCAGUGUUGGUUACAAAGUGUUGCUAGUUUGAAACUCAAUUUUACUGUGAAAUGUUGCAGAAUAUUAUCGCAUUGUAAGAAUAAAAGUGAACACCUUGUGCUGUGGUUUGCUGUAUUCAUGAAACAUUUAUGUUGAAGUGUUGCUGUCUGGAAAUCAUACAUGGAGUAUGAGUUGGUUGAUUAGAUUGAGACUUGAGAAUUAUAAACACAGACUUUAUUUGAAGUUUUGUUAUUCAUCAUUUAUAAGUUUUAAUUGUUUUCCAAAAUGUAUACAUAGUUUUUUUUUCUCUUUAAUAAAAACGAUUUUUUUACAAUAA